CCGCGGCGGGGCGGGGCGCGUAGGCGGGGACCGGCGCCCUGACAGCGCCCCGGCCUCGGCCGGCCCCGCGCGGGGAGCCGGCCGCCUCCCCGCCUCCCCGCCCGGGGGCAGCGCGGCCCUGCCGGCGGGGGCGGGGAGCGGCAGUGCGCGGCCCGCGGAGCGGCGCGGCGGGGCCCGGCCUGCGGCGGUGAGCGCCGCCCGCGCCCUGGGGCCGCCCGGGGCCGGCUGCGGCCGGGGGCGCCUCGGCGCCGCUUCGCCGAGCAGCCGCCUGGCGUGGCGCCGCUGGGGCUUGCUCGGAGCGCGGCUCUGAAGCCCCUUUUCUGCCGAAAAAAGAAGAAAAAGAAAAAGCAUCACGCAACGUUAGCGCGCCCGGGAGCUGCUGUGGAGGAGAAGGGGCGGGAUUUAUUUCGGCGUCUCUUACUCAUACACGGAAAACCCUCGCAGGGCUGAGUUUGAGAGCAAAAUGUCCUUUUUCUUUUGCUUUUUUUCCCCCUGCCAUUAUGUUCUCUUGAAAUUGUAGGGAGCGGUGAUGAAUUGAAUGAAUAUAUAUGCAGAAAAUAAUGGACUCUAUUUUCCCAUAUCACUUACAGUUGCUGAAUUGCAACAGCGUUCCUCUUUACUGUCUCAUUUACUAAAUAUCAAGCUUUCCAAAAUACAAAAAUGGCUAGUGGCAUAAGUAUACAUAGCGAUUGCUGCUUAAAGUUAUUGGUGUAGAAUAACGGAUAUUUUUUGAGCUUACUUUGCAUACGUGCUUUGACCCAAAGCUAUUCUUUAAGUCUCAAUAUAUAAAUAGAGCAAAACUUGUAAAUGUUCGUGUUAUACAUGCUGUAAUUUGGGGCUGUAUGGUGUCCCACACUGUCACUCUUUUGAAUAAAUAUUUCUUUUCAGAGUAGUUUUUUUGUUGUGUUUUGUAUUUCAGUGUUACUUUUGAAAGCGUAGUGUCGUUUAAAGUCAGAGUUAGUAACUGCAUUUUGUAAAAGUUAGUCAGGCAUUGGAGGGGAUCUUUUGCAUUAAAGCCGCUUGCAGGCGAUGUCAUCCUAGCUAUUUCCUUUAGAGUUAGAAGUGGUCUCUGCAUGUACAGAGCUGUAAGGUGGGUCCAAGUAACGCUGUAAAAGCAGUCUGACUUUGUCGUAAAAGAUCUGUCUGCUAAGUUGUUAAUGGAUUCUUGGUUUUCUUGCUAAAAAAUACGCUUUUAUUUCUUUCCUCCCGUCCCUAAACCAAUCCUCCCUCGCUAAAAGUGAAGAGAGGUUUCAAUGGGUGUCACUUCAGCCCGCGGAGGGCCUGGUAUUUUUUCGUGUGGGUGCUGGGUACCACUCUGUUAUUUAUAUUGCAGCUGGACCUCAGGGUGGCCGAGCAAGGAUCACAUAUCAGCUCUAACUGAUACUGGGUCAAACGUGGUGUUAGAAGAGGCCUGGAGCUGCAGCUCGAUGCCAGGCUGUGCCAAACAGGAGUUUAGGGGCUCGCUCUUGUUUGAUUUUCUUCAUAUAGCCAUUGCAUGAAUAACUUGGGCAAUAAUAAAAUAAUUUUUGAAGCUAAAGGAUUGACUGUUAGCGUGGGGUAAUAGCGAACUUUGGUGGGUUAGCUAGUAGAAUGGGAUGCAUUGCACACAUCGCUAAUGAUAGAUCUUACGUAUGUGUGUAAGAACUCAGAAACUAAGAAUUACGAAAAUCAAACAUUCAGUGUUUUUUUCUUUUUUUAGAGUAAUUGAGUUGGUUGCAUAAUACUGCUAAAACUAGCUAGACAAGUUUUAGGUAUAAAUUUUUUGAUAUAUGCUUAAUGUCCUCUGAAGGAGACGUAACUUUUUUUUUUUUUUUUUCAAGGUAUGUUUCGUUAGCAUUAUGUGAAAUUAGUGUAAAGUGGUUUCUGAAGUAGUGCUGUUUUUAUUGCUAUUGAAGUAAAGUGCUUGAUCUGUGUAUGUUGACUUGUGCUCUGCUGUAGAGAGAUGGCAUCUAUAAUAGACAGUGGAUCUGGAUUUUUAACAACAAAGCCAUGUUUUUUUACAGUUCAAUUAGCAAAGGUUUGUGCUUUUACAGCAUAUUUUACUGCUAUGAAUUUUUUCAUGGUGAGGGAUAUGCAGCAAUAUAUGUAAUACACAUGUGAUAUGCAAUAUAAUGAUAGGCAUGAGGUCCUAGGUGACCAUGUAUCUAUUAAGAUUUGGCUGUUCCAAGUCACCAGGAGCUGUUGUGCCAUGUGUGUGCGGUACAAGCGAGUGCGGGCAAUUUUACUAGGGAGUGGGUAUUAUUUUGUAGGUUCCCCACUUGUGCAGUAGUCGCAUUUUGAGUGAUGAAGGUAGCCGUCUGGCAGCACUGUAUUCUGCCUUCAGCUGUGCUGGACGAACACUGCACCGCUAUGGAGAAUGAACCGAGCACAACAACGUGUUCUGCAUCUACAACUACUAUCACCACCACCUCCACUUCCCGAACGCAGCUACCACAGAUAUCUGUCUACAGCGGCUCUGAUCGGCAUGCGGUUCAGGUUAUUCAGCAGGCCUUGCAUCGUCCUCCUAGCUCAGCUGCUCAGUACCUUCAGCAGAUGUAUGCAGCCCAACAGCAGCAUCUAAUGCUGCAGACUGCUGCUUUGCAGCAGCAGCACUUAAGCAGUACCCAAUUUCAGAGUCUGGCAACUGUACCACAGGCAAGCCUGUCAGGUGGGAGGCAAUGUACUUCCCCCACUGGGAGUGUCACUCAGCAGUCAAGCAUGUCGCAGACCUCGAUUAACCUCUCCACCUCUCCUACACCUGCACAGAUAAUAAGCCGUUCACAGACCUCCAACACCACCAGCAGCAGUAUCACCCAACAGACUAUGUUGCUGGGGAGCACCUCUCCAACCCUGAGUGCAAGCCAGGCUCAAAUGUAUCUCCGAGCUCAAAUGCUUAUUUUCACUCCUGCUACCACUGUGGCUGCUGUACAGUCUGACAUUCCUGUUGUCUCAUCAUCAUCCUCAUCUUCCUGUCAGUCUGCAGCUACUCAGGUUCAGAACUUGACAUUGCGCAGUCAGAAGUUGGGUGUUUUGUCGGGUUCACAGAAUGGUCCACCAAAGAGCAGCAGUCAAACUCAGUCAUUGUCUCUGUGCCCUAAUAAACCUGUGACCAGUACCAAGAGCAGCCAGCCAGAUUCCUCAGAAAGCAAUAGAAAAGGCGAGAGCCCCACUCCAGAAUGUCGGAGUACACCAGUCACGCGAACACCAAGUAUACAUCAGUUAAUAACACCAGCUUCAUAUUCUCCAAUUCAACCUCAUUCUUUAGUAAAACAUCAGCCGAUCCCACUUCAUUCGCCACCUUCAAAGAUUUCCCAUCAUCAGCUGGUAUUGCAACAGCAGCAGCAAGUCCAGCCAAUUGCACUUCAGACUUCUUCUGGUCAGGACCCCCCUCCAUCACAGCACUGUCUACCCCUCCCAAGCCAUGGUCUUCCUCCAGUUCCCAGCAGUGUCCAGUCUCAGCAUUGCUCACCUAUUCACAUCCAUCCUCCACCUCUAACACUGUCUCCUACUCCGUCCCAGUCAGCUCAGCAGUCAGUAGUGGUAUCUCCUCCACCUCCUCAUUCCCCUAGUCAGUCACCCACAAUAAUUAUUCAUCCUCAAGCACUUAUUCAGUCACAGGCAAGCUCCCUUGUGCCAACAGCUCUUCAGCCAGAGCAGACUGCUUCUCAGCAGAGUACUACCAGUCCAGUUCGACCAAUUGCACAGCCACUCAAUCUUCCAUCGCAUCUUCCGCUUCCGCCUUCCCCAGCUGUACAUAUAGGACCAGUAGAGCAGCCCAGCUUAGUUUCCCCAGGCCAACAGAUAGUGCCCUCCACACCACACCAGCCAUAUUCAGCCUUGCAGUCCGCACCUAUCCCACUUGCCGCUCCUCCUCAGCUGUCAACAUCUUCAACCCAGAUUCAACAACUGCCAUUACAAUCUGUGCAGUCUUUACAAGUGCAGCCUGAAAUUCUAUCCCAGGGCCAAGUUUUGGUUCAAAACACUUUGGUUUCUGAGGAAGAACUUCCUGCUGCAGAAGCGUUGGUCCAGCUGCCAUUUCAGACUCUUCCACCACCCCAGACUGUUGCAGUAAAUCUUCAAGUGCAGCCAUCGGUACCAAUUGAAACUCCAGUGAUUUACCAAGUGGAGAAUGUAUGUGAAGAAGAGAUGCCUGAGGACUCUGAAUGUGUCCAUAUGGUUAGAACACCUACGCCACCGACUCUGUCACCACCAGCCAUAACCUUGGGGAAUGGAGAGGCGCAUGCUUCAGAAGAGCCCUUGUCAGAACAUGUGGGACUACCUUCAGUGACAUCAUCAGUCAGUGCCUCAGUAAUUAAAUCUCCGUCUGACCCUUCACAUGCCUCUAUUCCACCACCACCUCUUUUGCUUCCAGCAGCGACAACAAGGAGCAACAGCACAUCAAUGCCCAAUAGCAUUCCUAGCCUAGAAAAUAAACCUCCACAGGCUAUUGUUAAGCCACAGAUCCUGACCCAUGUUAUUGAGGGCUUUGUGAUUCAGGAGGGAUUGGAGCCAUUCCCUGUAAGUCGUUCAUCUUUGCUGGUAGAACAGCCUGCAGAAAAAAGUUUGCUAGUGGAGGGUCAAAUCAUGAGUGUUAUGUGUGUUGAAUCAGACUUGCAGAAUACAAAACAUGCAGACAACUCAUCGGACACCGAGAUAGAGGAUAUGAUUGCAGAAGAGGGACUAGAUGAAAUUGAAAGUGAUCUUCUGAAGUGUGAAUUCUGUGGAAAAAUGGGAUAUCCUAAUAAGUUUUUACGGUCAAAACGAUUCUGCUCCACAUCCUGUGCCAAAAGGCACAGCCUUAGUUGCACUAAGAAAUUCGGGCUGUUUACAUCAGACAAGACCAGUCGCUGGAAUCGGAAAUCGGAUAGCCAAAGCCUUGGGCGACGCGGGCGUCGACCGAGUGGCCCAGAUGGGGCGUCACGAGAUCACUUUCUUAGACAGCUUCCAAUUACUUAUCCAUCUGCAGAAGAAGAUAUGGCUUCUCACGAAGAUGCUGUUCCAGCUGCCAUGACCACCCGUCUGCGAAGGCAAAGUGAAAGAGAGAGAGAACGUGAACUUAGGGAACUAAGAAUUAGGAAAAUGCCAGAGAGCAUUGAUUUGCUACCGGUAGUGCAAACCGACCCAUCCGUGUGGACUGUUGAUGAAGUCUGGGCGUUUAUACGUUCUUUGCCUGGUUGUCAAGAUAUUGCAGAUGAAUUUAGAGCACAAGAAAUUGAUGGACAAGCUCUCCUCUUGUUGAAGGAGGAUCACCUUAUGAGUGCAAUGAAUAUUAAGCUUGGACCUGCGUUGAAAAUCUGUGCACGUAUCAAUUCAUUGAAAGAAUCCUAGGGGAAACAUGAAGGUUUAAACAUUUUUCUGUGACAGAACCAACAGUAAUAUGCCAACAUCUUCACCAUGGCAUGAGUAUUACUGUGAUGUUUUCUUAAAAGUAUGGAGUUUUCCCCACAUAAAAACUUAAAAAUAUUCCUCUGGUUAUAUCAUGUAGUUCUCCAUAGUUUCCCACAAUAAAUAGGUUCAUGGUAAAGCCUGAGUAAUACUUUGAGUUAAAGUGGGAGUUGAUGGAAAAACAUGAAGUGAAAUAUGCUGUGGUAAGUUAAAUAUUCUCCAACAUGUACUUAUUGUACAAGUUUAGCACCCCCAAUCUAAACACCAUUUAAAUUAUGUUGCUGUAUUCUGAAAGACAGUUUUUCCACACAUACAGCAGUUGUUGGACUGAAAUAACAAAAGUGUCCACAGAUCCUGUGGAAGCACUGAUAACAGUAAAAUGCUAUGCAUUUAGUUGUGCUCUCUGAGUUUCUUUUAGUCUUGAGCAAAUUGUUUGAAGGGAUAGGUUGGCAGCCUUUUUUUCUUGUGUAGGCUUAUCCUCAUCUCUGCCACUGUAGUAUUUUCUUUAAGUCUGGGAAUACUGUAGACCAUUCAGGAGUCUCAUGAAAAUCCUUGUUGUCAGGCUACUGAAAUACAAUGGCAUGACACUCUUGCCAGAGGUAACUGAAGCACAUAUGUUACUUCACUCUUUGUAUGCUGCUAUGCACUAAGAGGGCAUUAAGUUGUUAGUUUUCUAGCUUUGCAUGCUGCUAGUCAAACUAGACCAGCAGUUCUCAAAUGGGGGUUCAGAGUGGAUCCUGAGAAGGUGUGAGAACACCUAGGGUUCAGGUUCCCAAAUGCCUGGGUGUGAGGGGUUGAAAAUUACAGCCGGGACUAGCUCUAAGAACUGGAGACAGAAAGGUUAUCACAGUUCAGUGUUUUUCCUCUUCCAGACCUUUUUUAAUACCAUUUUUUUCCAAACUGUCACUGUAGUGCACCUCUUCUCUGCUGGCUAAUGUGAGCUGGGGUUGCAGUUGUCAGAGGAAGGAGCAUGAUGAGGAGCUCGGUGAGAUCCCAUCAAAGCUCAGCCAAAGGGAAACUGCUACUGCUGUGGAGGGAGCCUGGAGCUUAUGUGGGUGGAGGAGUGCCACAGCCAGGCAGCUCUGCGGGAAGUCUCCAGGGGCCUUGCUUCUGUGCCUCUGGCAGGAGGCUUUCACUUGGACAGUGCGGACCCAGGUACUUCUUUGUGGUGGGGGUAGACAGUGUCUCUAUCUGUCUUCACCCUCUUUCUCUCUCUGUGCAGAAAAGGUACUUGUCCCCCAAGGUACCAACACCCUCAGAAGCUUCUUGGGCUCUGAGGCAGCAGCACCUUCCCAGCCAUUGCUUCCCCAUCACCUAUGUAUGGAUGUGUGUGGAUAUAUUCUUUACCUUCUGUUCCCUGCCUUUUGCAGCUCUGCUCCCUGUAGGUACAGCCCUGAAUUCCCAAGCUCUUGUAUAGGGCAAGAAGUGUAUGUGUGUUGAUAGUUGCUAUGUAUAUUUAAAUUAAAUAUGUGUAUGCGAGUCUGCAAAUAAAAGUAUUUUAUGCAAAUUAGUGCAUAAGAUAUGAUUGUAUAGGGAAGUAUGCAGGGGGACCCCUAAAUUAUUCCUGAAAAGAAGAGGAACUUUAGAUAAAGUUUGAGAACUGCUGGCCUAGAUCAAAAGGAGUCAAUGCACAUACACUGGCUGAAAGGAAGGUUUGUCACAGGUAGAUUGAUGUGUGUAGUGAUGUCCUUAAAGAGUAAGUUCGGAUUGCAGAAGAAUCUGUGCUUCAUUUUCCUUUAAUAGACUAUCACUUUGUUUCUGUUAACAGACUUCCUACCAAUAUCUUCCAGAGAUCAACAGUAGAAUCACUGCUUUUAACUGCAACUGCUUGAGCUUAUUAAUAGGGAGUGUCACUAAUAUUUUUAUCAACCACUGAAGCUGCAGGUUAGGACUACCCAUUGCUGUUACCUGGUAAUAUAUGGUGAGAGCCUAAUCUGAAUGGCACCAGAGGCUUGAGAAGAAUUCGUUGAUGUCUGGGUUUAUUUUGGAGGGAAGUUUGAUGAGCACUUUCUAAUUUUUUUUUUCUAUCUUCAGUUAGUGUUGUCAAACAAACUUAAUUGAAGGUUCACUGUUUGGCAGUGUUCAUUUGAAAGAUAAUUCAAAUAAUGGAGACAGUAGGUUCUCAUUUGUAGCAUUUCUGUAAGAUACACUGUGUAGCAUAUCUGUAACAUAUGUUUUAGAGGAUACCUUCUGUUUUGAUGAGCUAAUAGAAGACUAAAGAUAUCUUAGAUAUUUAUCCUUUGGCUUUUGUCUUAAAGUUUUAUUAUUUUUAUACAGAAAUAUCACUGGCUAAUUUUUAAUCUGUUUUCUGAUCAUAUUGUUCUUUGGCGAUGUAUAAAGUAGGUAUAUUUAAAUGUGAAUUGAUAAUGGCUUAAGGCAUAUUUGAAAAUGUGGACUUAUGUUGUGAGUCUUAUCUAGACCUGCAGUUAAUCACAGUGGUGUUACAUGCAUGAUAAUUUCAUGAUUGUUUUAAUCUUGGUAUAUUAGCUUUCAGGAGAACUUCUACAGCUAGUGUUUAUAUAUGACUGUGAGACUAAUUACUGACAGAUGCCAGCAGCUCAGAGCAGGCCUGAUUAAUGCACGUUUGUUCUAGUUCUUCUGGUACACUACAUUUUCCAUGGUUUUUGGAGAGCCACAAAUAGUGAGUUAUGCUUUAAAUAUUCAUGAAUACAGCAACUAAGAAUGUGGGCCUUAUGCAUAUUAAAAGUUUUUCUGCUUCAGCUGUUUUGGCGUUAAGAAGGAACUUUGACAUAGCUAUACUAACCUAUAUUGAUAGAAAUGCACAUGUACUAGGGUUUUUGCUAGUAUAACUGUGUCAAUAAAAUCAAUUUAAAAAAUACCACACGUACAUAAAAGUAGGCUGGAAGACUUUCAAGUGCAAAUAAGGUCUAUUUCAGGAUCUUUUGAAUUUACUCAAAAAGCAAUACAAUACUUGGAGUAAAAUUCCUCCAGAACCAUAUUGCCUAUCAAUUACUUCCGUUUCUGUUCAAAUCGGUGAGAUUUUUCCAGGCUCAUACAGGAAUUUUCCAUGGCUUUCCCCACAAAUUAAAUUAGACUGUCCCCCAAAAGAGGAAGUAUGGCUGAUUUUAAUUAAUUUCAUUAACACUCCCACUAGCUGGGUCUAUCACAAAUCCCUUUCAUUAGCUGUAUUUCCCAGGGUUUUUUAUUGUGUCUUCAGGCUGCUUUGUGCCACAUCUCACAGUAACAUUUCAGCUCCUGUAGAAAGGAAUACAGGACACCACGGGAUCUUAGCUCAGAAAGGAUAUAUGUUGGGUGGCUUUUUCUUUCCCUUUCUAUUUAAAAAAAAAAAAUAAAUAAAUCCCUCUACCUUCACUGAUCUCCAUCUUACCUUACUAAGAUAAGCUCAGCAUUAGCUCAGGGCAACCCCCUCACACAGGGUACUGGGCUGAAUGUGACUAUCAAGAUUUAUUCCUGUACAGUUGUAACUAUUAUGCUUGUCUCAACAGGUAUAAUAGUUAUCAGAGUUUUUCUGUUUUGUGUUUUGAAGAAAUGUCCCCAAAUGCUUAAAAUGUAUAUGCAAAUUCCCCUACUUAAUCUGGCUCAUAUCACUCAGCCACCCUGCUUUGGAGUAGGAAUAAAGAGAAUAGUCCUGGGAGGGAAGGAGGCCACCUCUGUUGACUAGAGUUCUCUGGGAGCUCUGGGCUGCUUCUUGUUCAAAAACAAGCACUGACAAUGAACUGCCAGAUUCUCCCAGCCAACCGAUAUUGCCUCACUUUGAUAAGUCUGUAGAUUCCCUUGCUUAUAGAUAGAAUAAAAUAACCACCACCUUGUCAAGUUAAACUGUCGGUUGCCUCAGUUCACCAGAGUGUUUAAGUGCUUUUAAAUAGACUAUAUUGCAAAUCCAGUCUUUAUCUACCAAUCCAUUUUUUUUUCUUUUUUUAGAACUGAAUUUCUUGAUGGAGGGUAAAACCUUUGUUCUAUUUGUGUCAAUAAGCUAUCUCAAACAGAAGGCUUAUAUCCUGCAAGCCUGUAUUUCCCCAUUUCUUUCCUGUAAGAGCAGGUUUUUUUCCAUUAUUUCUUUUUGGACAAAUUAACAAACAAGUGGGAGUCUCAUCUGUUGGAUAGAACAGAUCAGUCCAUCAUAAAUGCAGAUAAGACAGAGAAAAGAAACAGGAUUGAAAUAAGUAUUUGAGCAGGUUUAUAAUAGCUCUUGGAUCAAAUCUUUUUCAUCUUGAUCUUACCUAUAAGAAAACGUUCAGCUAUAAAACUUUCUUAACUAUGGUUUGAAUUGAGGUUAAUGAGACUUUGCUAGGUAUAGUGUGUCAGUGCCCGGCAUACUGGUUAAAACUGCGGCCUAUGUCAGAUACCUGCUAUCAUUUUAAUACCACAGUAUUGAUACAGAAACUUGCAGCUCAGUAGCCUAAGAAAUUUUCUAUACAUUGACCAAUUGAAUAGGCAGUCAAAGAAUUCACUGGCAGCUUGUGCUGUGGGUCCUAGUCUUGCAAAUAAUUAGGAACCUACAUAAUUUAAAACAUGAGUAGUUCUCCUGACAGUACUGGGACUAUUUAAAAUUUAAAUUAGGCAUGUAUGUAAAAGCUUGCAGGUUUAUCUUACCAGUAUUACUUAGAUUUCCUGUUAGCAUGUAUUUAGAAAUAUAGUUGUCACCCACUAGCCAGACUUUUUCUCACUGAUCGAGGCUGCAGAUAAUAACUCUGUGACAGUCUUGUUAGGAUACUGAACUUUACACCAAAAUUAGUCUGCUAGAGAUGGAAAGAAACUAACACCUUAACAUAUUUUGUUUUAAAUAUUCUGCUUCUGUUGAAUUCUGAAUGGAAUAGGGAUGCAUAGAGCAAACAGAGCUAUAAAUGCAUAAUUUGUGUAAGGUGUUAUUAAUUGCUCAUAGUGAAUUACUUUUUAAGUCACUUUUGAACAAUGAGCUGUAGUGUCAGACAGGAAAUAUUGUGAAGACAAAGUAUGCAAAAGAAAUUUAGAAUCAUUUAAUGCUUAAUUUAUUUAAGCUAAGCCUAAACUGAGUUCAUUUUAAAUGAAUUUGGCUUUAUUCAUUGGAAUUCAGUUAGACUCCAAAGGUCCUAUAUGACUAUAUCCACUGGAUUGCUUUGAAAAUAGUGAUCUUAAAAAGAAAUGAUGGUACAAAUAAGUGUCUGCUAUGUCCAUUUCUUAUCAGAAAGCUGUCCCUGAUACAGUCUAAAAACUUGAUGGACAGUCUGUAUCCUUCACUAGGAGUCUGGCACAUUUAUUGGUUACAGAAGCAGUCAGGACACAUGCAGUGUGACGAAACCUUUGCUGUGGGAGUACUUACAACCAUGCUCAGUUAAUUGGAUUGAAGUACUGACGUGCCAUUCACUUAAGGUAACUGUGUAAUGAAGAUGUACCCUAAUCCGUGCAAGUCAGGCUGGUUCAUUUUUACCACCUUGAUAAUUUAGGCAGAGCUCUACAAUGUGCCAUUUUCUCCUCCCUAUAGAUUUCUAAAUGUGCUUUUUGCACUGUGAGUGUCACCUGUGUUGGCUACAGCAGUUUGCAUAAUACUUGUGUUCUGGGUUUCAUGGUUAGAAAUUCCACAUUUAUUCAAGGCCCUUAUCCUAAGCUGUGUGUAAGUUUGUGUAACCUACAUUGUAGCUUUUACACAGGUCCUCAUUCACUUGGAGGUUGUACGUAUUAUUUACUGAUACCAUACAGCUAAGUGGAAGGAAAAAACAAAAUUCAAAGGGGAGAAUAUAAAAUAUGCUUGUAAUUGAAGGUGUGUAGUAAACUUGCAGCCUAAUUGUUGUAGCUGUUGAUCCAGCUUUUCCAAAGCACAAUUCUGGCAAUCAGUGUUAUGAACAAAUUUCAAGUUACAAAUUCUAAACAAAUUUCCAGCAUAUAUUCAGCUUCCUGCUAAAUUACUCAAAGUGAUUGUACUGUAAGGAUCUAGAAGAUGAUCUGAAGAGAUUUUUCCAUCUGGAAAGAACUGUAAUUUGAGCACAACUAUAUAUUCAUAGAAUAAGGAUCAUAAAUGUCAUGCAAGUGCAAUGCAUAACAUUUAAGGAGUAUUUUAAUAGUGCAGAAAAAGCACUGUAUUGCUACAUAGGAUUGUUGAAAGGAUUACAGCAUUCUUAAUAGGCACUACAUCAGGGUAUCUUUACUGCUGAUGGGACUAGGCUAGAAGCACAAAUAUAACUGACUCAUGAGGCCUAUCUGUUUUAUGGGUGAAAUCAGGUCAGCCCAUGUGAAGACUUGUGUUGGGCAGCCAGGAUGUUGAUGUUCUCUGCCAGCUCUUUGUAAAGUAGAUGGUUGAAAGAAUAAUUGAAAUGAAAUUGAAAGAAUAAAUGAAAAUGAAAGAUUCUAGAGAGCAGCUUCCCUUCUCAGUGUUCUUUGUGAUAAAAACUUAGUGAACUGAUACAGAUCAGGAAAGAGGAAGGGUGGUAUAAGGAAAAUGAAGGGUUUUAUUAAUGAGUGCCAAAUACUUUUGUUUAGAGUUGAAAGCAUAUAGACUAGCUCAUUAAAAUUAGCUUGGUUUUUUUUUGGGGGGGGGUAUUCUGAUAUGAGAAGAGUACAGAAAUUUAUCAUUAAGGGUUAACACUUUAAUUCUCACAGGAUUAUUUGAUGUUCAUGGUAACAGUGGCUAGAAGACUGUAAAAUAUUUCAAAGGCUUAAGGCCAUUCAUUGCACAGCACAAGAAGCAAUGUAAGAGGAGAUAUAGCAGUGGUUGUCCACAGUUCUUACGAUUUCAGAUAUUACCACCUUCAUAACAUAGUUUCUCUCCUCUUUAAGUCCUGAAGUGACUCUGUAAUCCUGUUCUACAAAGUAAUGAUGUAUGGCUGUAUUGCCAGACCAAACAGUGUUACGACUUCCCAGAAUCACCAGAUGAAAGAGAAUAAUGUACAAAGAGAGGAAAAGACUUUGUCCACUAGGAGGAUAACGGGAUACAGAUCACUUCACAACUGGAUCAGGUACCUCCUAGAUAAAAGGUCAAGGAUAAAAAUGGGCUUAAAAAGAAAGCUAGUAUUUAUAUAUUUUAAAAUAGUCACCAGGCUAAGACUCCACAGUUGGAUGCUAAGUGAAAACCUGUAGUGCCACUCUUAUCUACUUGGUGGGUGUAAUGGCAGCCUAACAGUUGAUAUUUUUGACACCUUUUCCCAAAGAGUAUGGGAGAAAGAAUGUAAUGUAAUGUCAGUACAUUCAGUACUUGCUUUGCUUGCAUGUUGUGGCUUCCAUAUAAAAAUAUGAUGUCAAAAUUUAAAAUGGCUUUAGAAGGACUGCAGCAAUUAGGGGAAUUCUGGCACCCUCAGGAUAAAUGGGAAUGUGUAGAAUGAAUUAUGGUUUGAGAAUCUGAAUCACAUUGGUUAAUAUAUCAGCAGUCUUACUCAACUUCUUACAAUUGCAUUCCAUAUAUGUUAAUGAAUCUGAAACAUGAGACUAACCACGUGAAACAAACAUCUAAAAUCUAUAUUCUUGAGAAUAACUUAACCUUGAUCUGUUGUUAAAUAAAUUUCAAAUUAGGUUUUUUCACCUGCCUCUUUAGCAGUUAGUUACUUCAGGACUUUCUCCAAUGCCUGGUGCAUUAAUAUAUUUGAGGUAUUUGCUGUUUUUUAAAUGGAAUUAGGUUUUGUAAAUAUUUUGUCAACCCCAUUUCAGUGGGUAUCCAGUUUAUAUAAAACCUGAAGAAAUGCUGUGUCCAAAAGUGUGUUUAGACUUGGCUUAUUCUAUAGUAUCUCAAGCACUAAACAGCAGCAAUUAGAAACUGAGAGCAGGGGUUGAUAGAUUAAGCUUGUUUUUCAAGGUUAACAUUGUACAUGUUUUCCUACUUUUUACAUGGAUGUAGACUUGUUUGUCAAAAUACAUUAUUCAGCAUAAAGGAUGAAAUUUGUGGUGCCAAACACUUCAAACUAUGUUGUUAAAUACUGCCUCCUCUUAUUGCACUAGUUUUAAAAAUCAGUUAUUGAUAAUUUACUGUCAUUUUGAUUGCCUUUUUAGUAGAUUCCCCAAACCAUUUUCUACUGCUUUAAAAAUGCUCAUCUCCUUUUGGUUACAUCCCUAAAACAUUGUUACUGAAACCUCAAAGAAAUUGAUGACACACUGUGGAUGAAAGAAGCACUAUUUGGGGUGAAGUAAUAAAUCAAAAUAAUUGGAAUUUGAUAUAUUGCAGAAAUAUAAAAUUAAUAUAUGAGAUAUAGAUAUGUGAUUGUGUAUUCUUAUCAUGGAGUGAUACUGGAAUAUUCUUUUAUAAGAAAUUUUAGCAUACAUAGCAUUAAAUUCUGCAAUUAGAUCUAUGUCCAUAAUUGAUAUAUAAUAAUGUAAAUGGUAACCCAAAAUAAUUUAAAUUUUGCAGUUGAAGAGCACACAGUGAACUAUGUAAAAUAUCUUCACUUUGUGAACCAUUUUUUUUAAAAAAAGCACUUUCCUAUUACCAACUAGCAUGUGAAUGAAUUUUAGAUUCUCAUUUGUUAUGAUCUGUAGAAGUGAGAUUUCUUUAAUCUGUCUGUUAAUGGAUAAACUGAUUAUACAAAUGCUGAAACAAAGCACCUUAUACUAUGCUGCUUAAACUUGCUUGUAAUUGCACCUUUUGUUAUCUGCAUAUUUUUCUUACUGAGUAUUCUUCUGUGAUACCAUUGUUCCCUGUGGGUCUGAGUGAAUGAUUAACCAACCUACAGCAUCAUUUACUUAUAUAGUUUAUAUUUCAAUACGACAUUGUAUUGUGAGUUCAGUGCUUCAGAAAUAAAUGCUACUUCCAUUUGUCUA
Messenger RNA from Dromaius novaehollandiae (emu), 14064 nucleotides. It is a transcript of the gene PHC3, whose product is annotated as polyhomeotic homolog 3. The transcript has 15 exons. Gene Ontology annotation, cellular component: PRC1 complex; nucleus. The record is from RefSeq and is a predicted model, not a curated record. The coding region runs from base 2284 to 5307 and encodes 1007 amino acids. NCBI's taxonomy places the organism in Eukaryota, Metazoa, Chordata, Aves, Casuariiformes, Dromaiidae. Gene Ontology annotation, molecular function: zinc ion binding; chromatin binding; histone binding. Gene Ontology annotation, biological process: negative regulation of DNA-templated transcription.